Messenger RNA from Acanthaster planci (crown-of-thorns starfish), 2009 nucleotides. RefSeq names its product huntingtin-interacting protein K-like. The record is from RefSeq and is a predicted model, not a curated record. Gene Ontology annotation, biological process: protein stabilization; negative regulation of apoptotic process. NCBI's taxonomy places the organism in Eukaryota, Metazoa, Echinodermata, Asteroidea, Valvatida, Acanthasteridae.
GUUCCGCUCAUUUCACGUGUGUGUUCGGUACGGGCUGUGUCAAUUUUCUGGUUAAUUUUGCCGAUUUUCUUAAAGUUUUGGGAGUACAUUCGUGUUGUAAGAUGUCUCAAAACGAAGUUGACCUCGACCCUGAAGAUGUCGAGUCAAACUCCACCGCGCCCAAAGCGAAGAAACACGACAGCGGGGCGGCGGAUCUUGAGAGAGUUACGGACUACGCGGAAGAGAAGGAAAUCAGUGGACAACGGCUUACCAAUGCAUUUGCAGCCAUACACCACAGAAUAUCACAGGAGAAAUCAGAAGAAAUUGAAAGAGAGCGAGAAUUAGCCAAAGUUGUCAUCAAGAAGACAGAUGUUGAUCUGAUUAUUCAAGAGCUGGAAAUCAGUAGAACGGAAGCGGAAAGAAGCCUGCGAGAGAAUAAAGGGAAUCUAGUGGAGUCCUUGAUUCAUCUCACUAACUGAUGGCAUGCAGCAUUCACCAUAACAUCUUGGAACCUACCCCGCACUGUACUCGAACCCCCAAGGGAGCUGGUAUUAUAGCCGGGCUUCCAUCUAGAGGGUGAUUUGGAAUUCUCAUGUCGGGAAUGGAUCUUGUAUAACCGUGCCAUUGCUUUGAGAAAACAUAAGCUUUAAGUUGCCUCUGAGAAUUUGACAGACUCGACAUAGAUCUAAAGACACUCAGUGCUUAGUUGUGGCGCACAUCACUUCUGAUUAUUUAUUGACUCUUUAAUUUGAAAACAUAGGUUUUGCAAGUAAUGUGUUUUUUUUUAAGUAGUGUUCGGUGUAGUGUAUGUAACCAAAUGGUAUGGAUUGAGGCAAGUGCUUAGAAUUUGAAACAGAAAAGGGGAAAUUUUCAUGUGCAUACUGAUCAUUGGAUUCACUGUUAUUUCAACACACAAGUAUUAUUUUUGUGAUAUUCUUGACGUCAUUGCUCCGUCAGUUACUGCGAAGCUGGAUGCAACUUUUAGUUUUCCAAAGAAAUGAUAGGGAAAUUGGAGGUGUUGAACCUGUAGCCCCCUUAUGCCCAAAUGAAAACUGGAUGAAAGGAGGGGUCUGACUUACCACCCCUAGGUAUGUGAAAACUUACAUUAAAGGGGUACAUACAAGUGGAUGGUGGUUAGGGUUCCAAAACAUCCAGCGCGGAAUGAUUGCAGUGCCUGUAGAAAAAAAUUCUCUGAGUCCAUUUCAAUGUACUUGUACUUGUACCAUCUGGGAUUUCACCGACUGUGUAGGCCUUGUAUAUGUGCAGUUAUUUUCAGGUGUACGAGUUCAUGAUCUGAUCAGCUCUAUGUUUAGGUUAUUUUAAAUCAUCUUGCAGUUGGAGGAUUGAGGACCGUUGGGGUUAACGAAUACAUUAUACAUUUGCUGGUCUUCAGUGUUCAAGAUCAGAUUGGGAGAACGGCAUUUUCAGCAUCCAUUCUCUUGAUGCUGUCUUUACAAUGAACAUUUCCAACGAUUUGAUUUUAUGUAACCAUACUUCAUUGCUUUAACAGCGUGUGUCCCUCUCACAAGAAGUUGAUCUCCAUACACGGACACUGGCGUGCACGUGGCACAUACUGCACGAGGUGAUGCACAGCUAGACAGUGCUUCAUCAACCGUUUACGGCCAGCCACAUGACAGGCCUCCAAUAGGGAUGGCUAAACAGUCUUUACGAAUACAUGUACAGGUUUAUUGUAUUCCUAAAUCACUAAAUCUCAUACUGAGCCUAACUGCUACAUCCCCCAAAAUGCUUUGACGACUUGCAUGUCGGUGGCUUGAUGAGGGGCAAGCAGUGUUGUUGACGAUGUAGGAGACUUCACAGCUUGUGGGUUUGUGCUUGGCUAAAUAUAAUGUCUGACAGGCCAAUGCCUAUGCUAAGUUGACCAAAGCAAUUUUCCUUAGUGGUUUGAUUGGGGUAGGAACCUACAUGACUGUAGGGUGGACCCUUUGCUCUGUACAUUGUAAAGAGACAUUUAGAUCACCGAGUUGAGUGGUGUUGUAAAAUGAAUAAACCGUGAUAGCUUUAGAAAAAGA